This is a messenger RNA of Prionailurus viverrinus (fishing cat), 3530 nucleotides long. It is a transcript of the gene DTX3L, whose product is annotated as deltex E3 ubiquitin ligase 3L. The transcript has 4 exons. Bases 1366 to 3231 code for a protein of 621 amino acids. The record is from RefSeq and is a predicted model, not a curated record. Gene Ontology annotation, biological process: Notch signaling pathway; protein ubiquitination. NCBI's taxonomy places the organism in Eukaryota, Metazoa, Chordata, Mammalia, Carnivora, Felidae.
CAAGCAGGCUCCGUGCUGUCAGCACAGAUCCCGAUGUAGGGCUCGAACUCAUGAAACCGUGAGAUCAUGACAUGAGCCAAAACCAAGAGUCAGAUGCUUAACCAAGUAAACCACCCAGGGGCCCCUGAUCAGACUGCAUUUUAAAGUUGAUGCUUUCCAGUAUCCUCAUCCUGACUCAAAUUUCUUAGCUCUGGGAAGAACACCUUUCCCUCCCCUAGAUACCUGUAAACUCUUGUCAUUUAGGAAUUCUAUUUUUGAUUCUUGCUCUUUUCACUUAACUUUAUAUAAUGAAUAUUAUUCCAUAUCAUUAAAAUGGGAAGUUGGAGACAUUUUCAGAAACGCGACUUUUAAAGAGUAGACUGUAUUCCAUUAUCAUGAGCUUUCAUUUCUACAGCUUCCCCCGUUAGAGUUUGAAUAGCUCCUGCACAGAUGCCCUGUCAUCAGUCCACCAUUCCAGGAUGCAGGGAGCAGCCUUCCUGGGAAGCUGCUGGGGCAGGGUACAGAUGCACGAAUAAGAGGUUUAUUUGAAGCCUUUCCCAUGUGUAUGUAUGUGUUAAAUGUUUCCAUUGAAGCUAAAGAGAGAGUCUUGAAGAAAGAAAAGCAUCAAAUUAUGGUUGACAACAAACUUGUGACUGUUUUUCUGGAGCCCACUGAGAAUCCAACAGAGAAGAAUGCAAGACCCAGAACAUCUUCGCUGGCACAGUCACAAGAUGCUUCUGGUGAGAGGCAUCCAAACAAAGAACAUAUUCCUAAUGCCGUGGAUUCCUGUGUCCAAAAGAGCUUCUCAAAGGACAGGAUUUAGAGGGCCCAGCAAUACUGCAUGCAGUUAAGUGUUUAAUUUUUGUUUUUGUUUCUGUUUUUAAAAAGGAGGGGAAUUGAAGAAGUGAAAAAACUGAAUAGGAAAAAAAAGAAUAGGAAAAAACAUCCUUUUCAGAUUUACGACUCCCUUCCAAGCUCACAGACUCUUGUGAGAACCACAGCUGCUGGCCCGAGAGCAGAAGUACUUUCCCUUCACUCCAUUCCCCAAUAGCGGAGAGAGUGGGAGGCUCUAGAAUCCGGAAUUCUUGUCCACUUCACUUGUUAAAUACGCCUCGUGCCCAGGCUCUACAGUUACAUCAGACUCUCUGGAGAUGGACCUGGUCCUUGGCUUGUUUGUUUGUUUGUUUGUUUGUUUGUUUUUCUUUUGCUUUGUUUUCAUUCCCCAGGUGAUUCUAAUGUGCAGACAGAGCUGAGAACCUCUGGGCUGUAGCAUACGGCAUCCUCCGCAAAAAGGGUUUGAAAGAAGUCACCCUCUCUGCUAAGGAAAGACAUAAUAGCUAUUUGUCUGGUCUCUAGACACUGUCCUGACAGGAGACUGUUGAGCUGAUGUCUGAGAGAUUUUUUUUGUUCCUUUUAAAAUUUCAGAUCUUUCUUAGUGUCACAGCUGACCUGAACUGUGACCUCUUCUCUAAAGAGCAGAGGGAACACAUAACCACCAUCUGCCCCAACAUCAAAAAGAUGGAAGGGCACAAUGGAAUUGAGAAGGUGUGUGGUACCUUCGGAGAUAUUGAAAAAAUACAUCACUUCUUGAAUAAGCAACUCCGGGAAAGGGGGCAGAAACAUGAAUCUUCCUCUUUGACAACAGAGAAGGAGCCAGUCCAUCAGCACCAGAACGGCUGCCCUUAUUCCCCUGAACCAAAAAACAGGGCAGAAGAAAAAAGUGGCCAUUUUGAAAUUCCCUUGCCUUUCUUUGAAUACUUCCAAUUUAUCUAUCCUGAUAAAAUGGACUCAAUACAGAACAGAUUUGGUGUAAAAAUAAUAAUCCAGCAGAGUUCGAACAUAGUCUAUUUAGACUUCACCUCGAAUCAACCAGGUGACCUCAGAGCAGCUCAGGAGGUUUUUGUCAGUGAAUUUCAGAAAACUGUAGGACUUCUGGAGCAACAAUGUGUUGCUUUCGCAGACAGUAAGCAGGCAAAUAAAAUCAAACAGGAAUUGAGUCAUCGGUUUACAAAGCUCCUUAUAAAGGAGAAAGGAGGAGAAUUAACUCUCCUUGGGACCCAAGAUGACAUUUCAGCUGCCAGAUGUUUUUUUCCUCUGAAAGACUCUGAAAGUCUUGUCAUGGGACCUGUGAAAAUAUCAACUCCCAGAAGCAUGAUGAAUGGAAUUGAAGUUGAUACUUUUCAGUAUAAGCUUUUAGAAGCUGAAAUACUCCAGGAGAUACCAAAGAUAGAAAAAAAGUAUGACACUCAAUGUAAGGUUUCAGGAAACACUGAGAAAACCUGCAUCCUAUUUGAACCUAAGGACAAGGAAUUAGAUCUGUCUGCCCAUGCUUAUGCAAGUUUCAUUGAUGUCUGUCAACAUGUGUCAUGUCAGGUGAUGAGAGAAGUUCUUUCGCUGAAACCUUUGGGCAAAGAGAGAAUGCACUUACAUGGGACCAAGUUUGCUGAUGGCUUUAGGAAAAAGCAUCCAAAUGUACACUUUGUACUGAAUCAAGAGUCAAUGACUUUGAUUGGAUUGCCAGAUCACCUUGCAAAGGCAAAGCAGUAUAUCUUUAAAAAAGUGGGGAUGUCCCCAUUAGCUGGAGACAAAUGGAAUGAGGACCAUGAAACAUCCAUGGACAAUGACAGUAAUGAUUCAAAAACAGCUUCACCCACAUUCCAGCACUCUGCUGGUUCUGGGGCGUCAGGCAUGGACAAGGAAGAGGACAUAUGUAGCAUCUGCAUGGACAUGAUUAGUAACAAAGAAGUGCUACCCAAGUGCAAGCACGCAUUCUGCUCCCCUUGUAUCAACAAAGCCAUGGCCUAUAAACCGGUCUGUCCUGUGUGCCAGACUUCCUAUGGUAUCCAGAAAGGCAAUCAGCCAGAGGGAACCAUGACUGUCACUGUCCUAGGAGACUCACUUCCAGGUUAUGAAUCCUGUGGCUCCAUUGUGAUUAAUUAUAACAUGAAAGGAGGCAUUCAAACAGAAAAGCACCCAAACCCAGGAAAGGCAUACUCUGGAAUACAACGAACAGCAUACCUGCCCAAUAAUGAGGAAGGAAUCGAAGUUUUGAGACUGCUUCGUAGGGCCUUUAACCAAAAGCUGAUUUUUACGGUGGGGGAGUCUCGAGUAUUAGGAAUCUCAGAUGUCAUUACAUGGAAUGACAUCCACCACAAAACAUCCCGUUUUGGGGGCCCGCAAAAGUUUGGCUACCCUGAUCCUGGUUAUUUGAAACGUGUUAAACAAGAGCUGAAAGAUAAAGGAAUUGAGUAAGAAAACUGCUGGAAGGAUGUCUUGAGCCAAGCUUUCAAAAGACACAGUUGAAGAAACAUCUUUACAUUUUCUUUCAUCUCAAGAAGUGGUCUGUUUAGAAGUAAGAAUCUACUAGUCUGUCAUUUCUGGAGUGUUACUUUUUAUGGAAGAUAAAAGUUCCAGGGGCGCCUGGGUGGCUCAGUUGGUUGAGCAUCCAACUUCUGCUCAGGUUGUGAUCUCACAGUUCAUGAGCUCCAGCCCCACACUGGGCUCUCUGUGUCAGCAUGGAGCCCACUUCAGAUCCUCUCCGCCCCACCCCC